AUUAAAUUAAUGAAGAUGGGUGGAAGUAUUCAGCUUCAACGGGUAAUAGGAUAUUUCCAUGGAACAAUUUUUUUAUUCAGUAUCAUAAUAGGUGCAGGAAUAUUUGUUGCUCCUAAAGGGGUGCUAAAGUACUCUUCGCUCAACGUGGGGGUCUCCCUAAGCAUUUGUGUGGCUUGCGCCAUAGUGUCUACGAUGGCCGCUCUGAGUCACGCCGAGCUGGGGACCACCUUCCCUCGGAGUGGAGCACAGUAUUAUUUCCUCAAGAGAUCUCUUGGACCUUUCAUUGCUUUCUUCUAUAUCUGGAUCAAUCUGUUUAGUACCCCAGCCGGAACCACUGCCCGUGGCUUGUUAUUAGCAGGGUAUAUCACCCAGCCUUUCUAUCCCAGAUGCUUUGUUCCCGAGAUGCCGAAGAAAUGUUUAGCGCUGGCCAUUUUAUGGUGCUUGGGAAUUCUGAAUGCUCGAGGAGUGAAGGAAGUGACUUGGUUUCAGACUGUCAGUACGGUUGUGAAAAUGACAGUUCUCUGCUUCAUAUCCGUAACUGGACUCGUAUUGGUGGUGAGAGGAAGAAAGGAGAACCUUGCCAGGUUUGAGAAAGCUUUCGACGGUGAAGUUCCAAAUGCCUCGCAGAUGGCAGAAGCCUUCUUACAAGGACUAUAUGCAUAUUCUGGCUGGGGAGUCCUUGUUUGAAUAGCAGGAGAGCUGAAAAACCCUAGUGAGACUGUCCCCAAAUGUGUGAUUACAGCACUUACCCUUGUGGCACUGAUCUACUUACUAGUCAAUGUUUCCUACAUAGCAGUCCUGACUCCAAGGGAAAUCAUAUCCUUAGGUAUGGUGACACAGAAACAGAGGAAAGAUACUCCCUGUUUCAUUUUCCUGAAUAAAGGGAGUUUCUAAUAUACAGUGAAUCCUUUUGCAUACUUUAAGAG
Messenger RNA from Vicugna pacos (alpaca), 926 nucleotides. Lineage: Eukaryota; Metazoa; Chordata; Mammalia; Artiodactyla; Camelidae. The record is from RefSeq and is a predicted model, not a curated record.